GUGUAGGUGGUGUCAUUGCAUACAUCAGCUCCUCCAGCUCAGCCUCUAGCCCUUCCUCCUGCCACAGCGAGAGCUCCAAUAGCAGUUUCCAGUCUUCGUCCUCUCUGCCAUCUUCCCCCAGCAGCUCUGCCUCUGAGGGGAGUAGCAGUGGCAGCAGUGGCAAUGGGAACACCAAAAGAAGUGACCUUUCCAGUGGAAACCUCCUCUCCAACCUGGAGGAAUCUCAGAGGAACCAACAGGUGGACACACUGUGCAUAAAGACCACCUACACAAGUGCAGCAAUCCUGACCAAAGGCCAUGGAGGCCUCACCUCAAAAUUCAAUGGGAUGAUACUUCUGUGUAAGGUGUGUGGAGAUGUAGCCUCCGGAUUUCACUAUGGAGUCCACGCCUGUGAGGGAUGUAAGGGUUUUUUCAGAAGAAGCAUACAACAAAACAUCCAGUACAAAAAGUGCCUCAAGAAUCAGAGCUGUUCUAUCAUGAGGAUGAACCGAAAUCGCUGCCAGCAAUGCCGCUUCAAGAAAUGUUUGUCUGUCGGCAUGUCCAGGGAUGCUGUUCGUUUUGGUCGCAUUCCAAAGCGUGAAAAAACAAAGAAUGCUGAUGGAAAUGCAGUCUGCCAUGAAGACUAUGAUGAACAGUCAGUUUGGUAGCUCAGGACCUCAAGAAGCACUGCCAGAUUACCAAGCUUCACCAUCGGUUUUGCCACCUGUGCCCCAUCCUGUUCAAGAAAACAUAGAGAGCAAGGCUCAGCAAUAUACAGAAAAAAGCCUCAUGCCACCUUCAUCUUCACUUCAUUUAGCUCCUCCAUCUUCAGACAUUAGUAAAGAGGACGUCAUUGGUACAGUAACUAGAGCUCACAGAGAGACCUUCAUGUACAAUCAGGAGACGUCUGAAUUUAAAGGGAACACCAGCCAACAGAGGCAGGAAAGGAUGAAUAAAGUGAAAUACAGAAUCAGUAACAAUAUUCACUUCAAUAAUGUUGUCAACGUUGCUCGCUGUCCUGUUGGUGAAAGUCAGAACUACAUGAAUGGACAACAUAGGGGCAAAAACAACAUGGGUUGUCCCUAUGCCCAUGCUGUUUUCUACCCCAAUGAACAGAACAUAAACAUUUCCAAUGGCUAUUCCCACAAGGAGUUCAGUAAAACACCUACAAUUGAUGUAUCUCAGGCAGAGCACAUGAAUGGCUAUCCCUGCAAUAGAGGAAGGAGAAUAUAUUUGGUUUGUCCAAUGAGCAUGUCUCCCUUUAUGGACCCAAAUAAAUCUGGACCUCAAAUCUGGGAAGAAUUCUCCAUGAGUUUUACCCCGGCUGUGAAAGAAGUGGUGGAAUUUGCCAAGCGCAUUCCCGGAUUUAAGGACCUUUCACAGUAUGAUCAGGUCAACUUGCUGAAAGCUGGAACGUUUGAGGUUUUAAUGGUUCGGUUUGCAUCACUGUUUGAUGCGAAGGAGCGUACUGUCACCUUUCUAAGUGGGAAGAAGUACAGUGUGGAUGAGCUGCGCUCUAUGGGAGCUGGCGAGCUGCUGAACUCUGUGUUUGAAUUCAGCGAGAAGCUUAAAGCACUGCAUCUUAGUGAGGAGGAGAUGAGUUUGUUUACUGCAGUUGUUCUCGUCUCUGCAGAUCGCUCUGGUAUUGAAAAUGUAAACUCUGUUGAAGCUUUGCAAGAGACUCUGAUCCGAGCCCUGAGGACUUUAAUCAUGAAAAACCAUCCUAAUGAGGCCUCCACCUUUACCAGACUCCUCCUGAAGUUAGCGGACCUCCGUUCUCUAAAUAACAUGCACUCAGAGGAGCUUCUGGCUUUCAAGAUUCACCCAUAG
Messenger RNA from Staurois parvus, 1809 nucleotides. Lineage: Eukaryota; Metazoa; Chordata; Amphibia; Anura; Ranidae. The record is from the annotation of a GenBank genome assembly.